GGAUUAGCUUUAUGAAACUCGACCACAAUUUUGCCAGAGCUCCGGUUGAAGAAUUGAAGGUUAAAACCAGCUAGCCGAGAGCAAUUGCGCCGCCGUGCCGACUCGCGCCGACCCGACCAGACUCGGUUGUCUUUACCCUCCACCAUUCCCACCAUUGAUCGGUCGAAGAAGCUGAGUUCGGAGCGUUCGAGGAAGGACCUCGGCUCCCCCAUGGCGGCUGCUGGUGUCGGGAAGAUGAUGAUGCAGAGGCGAAUCCUGUCCCUGUUCGCCGCUCAUCGUGCUCAGAAUCUUCUUCCCUCCGAAGCUUCGCGACAUAUCCUUCCUUUUGCAAGUGCAUUGUGCAGUAGACACAAUCUUUAUGAAAGAGGCUUGAAGACUCGAGCAGAGGCCAAUGGGGACUUGAAAAUCCAAGAAGUCGGUGAAAGGAAGCCCAACAAUUCCCUUCCACUUGAGCCGAAGAGCAAUGACAAUCCUGAAGUCAAGUACUCCGCCAUAUCAAACUUGAAAUCUUCUUCGAGGCAUGAUCUUGCCCUGGUUUUUACUUGCAAGGUCUGUGAAACGAGAUCAGUGAAGACGGCUUGUCGCGAAUCAUAUGAGAAAGGCGUAGUUGUGGUCAGAUGCAGCGGUUGCAAUAAUCUACACCUGAUAGCGGAUCGGCUUGGGUGGUUCGGAGAGCCUGGGAGCAUAGAGGAUUUCUUGGCUGCUCGAGGAGAGGAAGUGAAGAAAGGCUCUGUUGAUACCUUGAAUUUGACUUUGGAGGAUUUAGCUGGAACCAGAAAUUGAGAAUGCUUCCAAGCAUUGCUCGUGUGAAUUGCUGAUGUAUUCCCUUUAGAAAAUUUUGAGUCUUGAUCAUAUCGCUCGUUGGCAAGUUGCUUCAGGUUGUAAGGUAGAAUUACUGGAGCCUCUUCGGUGCGAUUUCGCCGAUAUUAUGAGAAUAGUAGCUUCAUUACCA
This is a messenger RNA of Syzygium oleosum, 952 nucleotides long. RefSeq lists its product as uncharacterized. The transcript is spliced from 2 exons. The record is from RefSeq and is a predicted model, not a curated record. Gene Ontology annotation, cellular component: mitochondrion. NCBI's taxonomy places the organism in Eukaryota, Viridiplantae, Streptophyta, Magnoliopsida, Myrtales, Myrtaceae. Gene Ontology annotation, biological process: protein folding; protein stabilization; protein import into mitochondrial matrix. Gene Ontology annotation, molecular function: zinc ion binding; protein-folding chaperone binding. Bases 211 to 783 code for a protein of 190 amino acids.